This is a messenger RNA of Hyaena hyaena (striped hyena), 3756 nucleotides long. Its product is annotated as cytochrome P450 4V2. Bases 340 to 1923 code for a protein of 527 amino acids. The transcript has 11 exons. The record is from RefSeq and is a predicted model, not a curated record. Gene Ontology annotation, molecular function: heme binding; monooxygenase activity; iron ion binding. NCBI's taxonomy places the organism in Eukaryota, Metazoa, Chordata, Mammalia, Carnivora, Hyaenidae.
CAGAGGCCCGAGUGCCUUGCGUAGGCUUGUGCCCUGCACGGUUAUAACCCGGGUGGUGCUGUGUGGGGCGCCUGGGGGGCUCCAGCGUCGCGCCGAGGCCCAGCGCGGCCGCUGCAGCGAGAAGCCCCGGGUCCCCGCUGGAGCGACGCCGGACGGGGCCUGUCUGCCGCCGCAGGAGGAGCAAGCGGGCCGGGCGCCACCGCUUCUCCGCUUCGCGCGGGCGUUCCCGGCGGCCGCAGCUCCUCCCGGGACCGGCGCGCUUGAACUCCGGGCGUUGGCCCAGCACCUGGUGCCUGUCGCCCUGCCAGUCCGUCCCGGGGCGCAGCGGCCCGGCGCGCGAUGCUGGCGCUGUGGCUGGCGGGCUUGGGGCCGAACCUGCUGUUGUGGGGCGCGCUGGGCGCCGUCUCGGUGGCGGGCGCCGCUCUGCUCCUGAACCUCCUGCCGAUGCUGGCGAGCUACGCGCGGCAGUGGCAGCAGACGAAGGACCUGCCCACGUUGCCCGGCUGCUACCCCUUGGUGGGACACGCGCUGAUGAUGAACCCAGGAGGGAAAGAAUUUUUUCAGCAGCUAAUUUGUUACACGGAAGAAUAUCGGCAUCUUCCACUGCUAAAACUCUGGCUUGGGCCAGUACCACUUUUGGCCAUUUAUAAUGCGGAAAACGUGGAGGUAAUUUUAACGAGUUCAAGGCAAAUUGACAAAUCCUAUAUGUACAAGUUCCUCGAACCAUGGCUUGGCCUAGGACUCCUUACCAGUACUGGAAACAAAUGGCGAUCUAGGAGAAAAUUGUUAACGCCCACUUUCCAUUUUACAAUUCUGGAAGAUUUCUUAGAUGUCAUGAAUGAACAAGCAAAUAUAUUGGUUAAUAAGCUUGAAAAACAUGUUAACCAAGAAGCAUUUAACUGCUUUUUUUACAUCACUCUUUGUGCCUUAGAUAUAAUUUGUGAAACGGCGAUGGGGAAGAACAUUGGUGCUCAAAGUAAUGGUGAUUCUGAGUACGUGCAGGCAGUUUACAGGAUGAGUGAUUUGGUACAUCGAAGAAUGAAGAUGCCUUGGCUCUGGCUUGACUUUUUGUUUCUUAUGCAUAAAGCAGGAUGGGAACACAGAAGGAACCUAAAAAUCCUACAUAAUUUUACCAAUACUGUCAUCUCUGAACGGGCCAAGGAGCUGAAGAGAAAUGAAGAACACAGAAGUGGUGAUGAGGACUCCUCCCCCUCCAAAAAUAAACGCAAGGCUUUCCUUGACUUGCUUUUAAAUGUGACUGAUGAUGAAGGGAACAAGCUAAGUCAUGAAGAGAUUCGAGAAGAAGUUGACACUUUCAUGUUUGAGGGCCAUGAUACGACUGCAGCAGCAAUAAACUGGUCCUUGUAUCUAUUGGGCUCUUACCCAGAAGUCCAGAAACAAGUGGACAGUGAACUGGAGGAAGUGUUUGGAAAGUCUGAUCGUCCUGCUACUGUAGAAGACCUGAAGAAACUUAGAUAUCUGGAAUGUGUCAUUAAGGAGAGCCUUCGCCUUUUUCCUUCUGUUCCUUUAUUUGCCCGUAAUCUUACUGAAAAUUGUGAAGUUGCGGGUUACAAAAUUGUGAAAGGCACUCAAGCAAUCAUCGUUCCCUAUGCACUGCAUAGAGAUCCAAGGUACUUCCCAAAUCCUGAGGAAUUCCAGCCAGAACGGUUCUUUCCCGAGAAUUUGCAAGGACGCCACCCAUACGCAUAUGUGCCCUUCUCCGCUGGACCCAGAAACUGUAUAGGUCAAAGAUUUGCCAUAAUGGAAGAAAAGGUCAUUCUUUCCUGCAUCCUGAGGCAUUUUUGGGUGGAAUCCAACCAGAAAAGAGAAGAACUUGGUCUGGCAGGAGAGCUGAUUCUUCGUCCAACCAAUGGCAUCUGGAUCAAGCUGACAAGAAGAAAUGCAGAUGAAUCCUCACCAUAGUACUAGGCUGGACCCUUGUCAUGUGAAAGGUCUUUCUUGAAGGAACUGGAUUUACAAUUUCUAGAUCUGGCCUCAAUACUCUUAGUCCCUAGACCUAUUUUUUUUUCUGGUCCCUGCUUCCGUUGGGAUCAAGUUCACCAAAGAGUUUUUAUAUUUUAAUCACCACCAUAGAUCUUAACCCUAGUCUUGAUGCCCAAAGUAGGGUUAACUACUAAAUAAACAGAUGACAAGUUUCUCAGCAGAAGGAUCCAUAGGCCAAUUCAAUUCAAUUGGCACAACCAAAGGAUAUAAUUUAAUUGAGAUUCCGGAACUUUUUAAAGGUAUUCUUAUUGACUGGGAAACAUGUAUAUACAUGUAUACAUAUGCACUUAAUUUGAAAAGGGUAAUUAAGUACUUAGACCUAAGAGGCUUAAGUAUAUUACCUAGAAUUGAUAAUUUGUAAGUUGACUCAUAAGUUCUGUUCUUGUUUCCCUUUUACCAGGUGCCAAUAGCCAUUAUUUCAUUAUUCAUAGCAUCACAACUAGGCUUAUGUAUCCUAUACAGGUGGGAAAGAUUCCUCUUGGUAAUACCCAAUCCUCCACAGUGCCUCACAGGUUUGAGAAAUGGCUGUUGGAACAGGAAGGACCUUAGAACUUUUUUGUUCCCUUUUUGUAAAGGGUUUGAAAUCAAUGAGAAUGUAAGUUUCUGCCCGGAGUCACACCACUAGUGGGUGCCAGGGCUGGAAAUAGAGGUCUGCACAUCUCUCCAUUGCCAGCAUGAUGGACUUCACUGUGUCAUGCUCUUACUUUAUGGACCUCAGGUCUGUAACUAGAUGCAUCCUUAGAACACAGAUUUUUCUGCCUCUAAUUUUGGGAUAUUCCUUCUAGAACUCUUCCAUCAUUAAAAGAAAAGAGAAGCCACCCAUCUAUAUUUAGUAACUCAGGAAUAUCUCACUUAGUUUAGGAUUAGACUUCCAGCAAAUUCAAUCCUCCAGAACAUACCUAUCAAGCUGAUAACUGACACACGUUCUCUGAGUUUUAAUUCCAUAGGCAAUAUCUCUAUCCCCUCAUUCAGUGACUUUAAAAACUGACUUUUAAUAAGCAUAAUAUGAUUGUUUCUUCAGUUUUCCCAAGGCAUAGCAGAUAGAAGAAACAAAGUAAGAGGAUAGAGUUUAUUCUUUAAUGGCUAUCAAAGGGAGAGAUUAUAAACCAAAGCCAUUUGUGAGCACUUCAGGUGAGUCAUUUAGGACAGGGUCAGCAGCUCUACCCACUUUAUUAUCCCAGGGAACCCAGUUCAGACAACCCAGUUGCUAAGCUGAUGACAGAAAGUCAAGGAAAUAUAUGAUACAGUUGAAAAAGAUUCAUAGCAUAUGCUUAGCUUUGUUAUCUAGAAAGUGGGUGUAUGUAGAAAAUCUUAUUUCCAGAGAACUAUGGAUAAUCAAAGUUUUAUUCAUGGAAAUUAGUAUUAUUUCUCAAUUUUAUAUAUUUAGAUUGAAAAGGUGCCUUUCUCUCUCUCUCUGUCUGUCUAUUCUUCCUUCCUUCCUUCCUCCCUCCCCCUCCCUCUCUUUCAGUGGUCCUGCCCUAGAUGUGAAAUUAACUUUAAAGUAAAAUACUCCUUAAUGUAUUUUUGGCCUAAGAUCUUCAUGUAGCCCCAGAAUAAUUUGUUAUUUGUGUUUUAAUUGAGAAUUGGAAAUUCUCUUAACCAUGUUACAGGUGGAAUGGUCUGUGGUAUCAAAAUGCAGAUGCUGAUUUUUUUUUUUUUAAUAAGAGGAUGAUCAAGUAUCUGUGAGGCUAUUACUUGUCUAACUACGGCUUGAAAGAGAUAUCUCAAGAAAAAUAAAUUACAUUUUAAUGA